Saitoella complicata NRRL Y-17804 is the source of this 729-nucleotide messenger RNA. RefSeq lists its product as uncharacterized. The transcript is spliced from 3 exons. Bases 30 to 614 code for a protein of 194 amino acids. Gene Ontology annotation, biological process: transcription initiation at RNA polymerase III promoter. Gene Ontology annotation, molecular function: nucleotide binding. Lineage: Eukaryota; Fungi; Ascomycota; Saitoellomycetes; Saitoellales; Saitoellaceae. Gene Ontology annotation, cellular component: RNA polymerase III complex. The record is from RefSeq and is a predicted model, not a curated record.
ACAGCCCUGCGACGAGAGCGCCAGGAGUCAUGAAGAUCCUGAAGGUAAGGGAGGCAUUCCUUACAGAUUACGAAGUCCUCGCACAUUUCAGAGAAAUUGAGGAACGGCAGAAGGAGACAGCGCGAGUACUGGGUUCAGCAGCUGCUCUGGGCUCAGCGAACUUCAGGACUAUCCAGUAUGAGCUUCUUGAUUACCUGAAAUCAUCUCCAGCAGCAAACUAUACCGCAGAAGAGAUCGUUCAACUGUCUCAGGAUCUUGCACACUUCGAUCUCACGAAGGCAGAAACACUGCAGAUCAUUAACUCGAGACCAAAAGCUGCAGUGGAUUUAUACAACAUUGUUGAGGAAAUGGAGAAUCGGAUGAGUGAGGAAGACAUGCACGCCAUUCUCGGGUUAUUUGGGGUUACGGCUGAGGAGAAUGCAGAAAUGGAGAAUGGUGAGGGGUACGAGGAAGGUGGAGAGGGAUAUGAGCACCAGGAUGGACAGGAGGGCGGAUACCAGGAAGGCAGGUCCCAAGAGGAAGAAUAUCAGGAGGAACAUCAAGUCAGAUAUCAAGACAAUGAGGAAGAAGCCAAGGCGGAACACGAUGACGAUGACGAUGCAAUGGAGGAAUAAUCAGACUUAAAGGAUGGCGUACGAUACCAAACGGAAAAGGAUAUAGACAAUCACAAUAUACCCAAGGCAAAACAUCGUCUAUGAUUAAUCAAGAUUUUUACUUUACACUCCCAAU